Lates calcarifer (barramundi perch) is the source of this 1874-nucleotide messenger RNA. RefSeq names its product ring finger protein 25 (gene rnf25). Lineage: Eukaryota; Metazoa; Chordata; Actinopteri; Centropomidae. Gene Ontology annotation, cellular component: nucleus. Gene Ontology annotation, molecular function: protein binding; ubiquitin protein ligase activity. Gene Ontology annotation, biological process: protein ubiquitination. The record is from RefSeq and is a predicted model, not a curated record.
UCCGGUUAAGUUACUCACAAAUAAAACAGUCAAAGUGGGCGUAGGUGUAAAUACACGCCCUGACUACAGGAAUAGGAAUGUAACGCUGACAGAGGAGGUAACGGGACUCACUGUGUGGUGUGGUUAUAUGAGUUUUUUCUCUUUUUUUUAACGCGUUAACUCGGGUUAACGUCACUUCCAGCCGGGACCCCACAGCUCCAGCAGCGGCUCUCACAGUAACAUCAUCAUGGCAGCGGAGUGCGACGUGCUGUCUGAGAUCGAGGUGCUGCAGUCGAUCUACCUGGAUGACCUGCAGGUGAACAGGAGAGAGGACGGGUGCUGGGAGGUGAGCCUGGUCCUGUACCCGUCCACAGCCGAGGACUCAGUGUCCCAGUUUGUCCGACUCACCCUGACUUUGACCCUCGAUCAGCAGUAUCCCUCGUCCUCUCCAGCCAUCUCCAUUCACAACCCUCGGGGUCUGUCUGAUGACAAGCUGAGCAGUGUCCAGAAGUGUCUUCAGUUGGAGGCUCAGUCCUGUCUGGGUUCACCAGUCCUCUAUCAGCUCAUUGAGAAAGCAAAAGAAAUCUUGACUGAGAGUAAUAUUCCUCAUGGAAACUGUGUCAUUUGCCUCUAUGGAUUUAAGGAGGGAGAGACGUUCACUAAGACCAGCUGCUACCACUAUUUCCACUCCCACUGCCUCGGCCGCUACGUCAGCCACUCUGAGAGGGAGCUCCGCCAGAGGGAGAAGGAGUUAGAGGAGGACAAGACCAGAGAGAGAGCAGACUAUCAGGAGCUGACUGUGGUGUGUCCGGUGUGUAGAGAGCCUCUGCAGUACGACGUCCAUCAGCUUCUGUCGUCUCCUGCUCCUCAGCUGCCUGAGCUGGAUGAAGCAGCCAUUGGCUCCGAUUUCCAGCAGAAAUGGUGCAAACUGCAGAAGCUUCUGGACAGACAGAGGUCUAAAGGAGGGAUCAUCGACCCGGAGGUGGAAUCAAAUCGUUUCCUCAUCCACAUCAACGAGGCUCCAUCUGUUGCUGAAAAUGGAAAUCUGGAUGCAGAUCUCUCCCCCGGCCCUCCGCUGCCCUCUGCCUCUAACGUCCCCUCUGAUGGACCUGGUGUCAGAGCGGAUCAGUUCAGACCUGGACUGUCCCACUGCAGAGGGGGUCAGGGCCAGAGGCGUCAGAACCAGGUGAGGGAGCCGAGGAGAGGAGGUCGGUCCAGACCUCAGCACGGGAGAGCUGCCCCCGUCACAGAGCAGCUGGACAAACUGGCUCUGUCCUCGGACUGCAGCCGAAGGACCGAUCAGAGCCCCGGCUCAGGACGAGCAGGGAGGUCUGCACAGAGCAACGGGAGACGCAGGUUUCUCCAGACAGGUCCACCUGCGUACAAGUCCGCUUUGGAUCCUGAAUCCCUAAGAGACGCUGCAGAGUCUGCAGGAGGACGUGGUCACCGUGGAAGGAGAAGGGGCCCUCACCGGUCUGUCCCUCACAGCGGGGGUCCUGGUCCUGGACGGUACCACUGGGACGGCCGAGCUUCGAGAAGCAGGGGAGGGGCCAAUAACCUGUACGGCAGAGGAGGAGGGCCCCACCGGGGUCACGGCAGGGGCUUCCAACAGAAGGUGGUGGAGACAGAGAGGGAGAGGGAGGAGGUGCUAUGACAAAGGGCAACAGGAGGGCCAAUGAACAAAUGUAUGUGUGCCUCCAUUAUCAGUUUGCAUAGAUUAAAGCUCUGCAGCAGAAACGACAUGCACUGCAGUAUCCUAUCCUCCUGUCCGCCCCUCCCCUGGGCUCUGAUACGCCCUCUCAUGCACACUAAUAUCAGACGCCAGUGGUUGUUGUUUUUUGUUGUGAUGCAAUUUGACUUGAGAGAACCACAAAUUAAAUUUUCUCUGGAUGUCA